GGCAACUCGACUCAGUGUGUUUUAGUCAGUGGCAAAAAUUAAACCACUUUAUUAAGUGUUGUACUGAUCAUGUAAUGGCAACAGAAAAAAAAGAAAGGGCUUCCAAAGUUACUAACAGAGAUAAUGAUAUAGAUCCUGAUGAACUGUGGUUACGGCGAAGACUUCCACGGCACUUACCAAAGCGUAACAAUGAUGUUUAUGUAAAUAACUACUCAAACUUUAAGGGUCAAGAAGCACGAGCACUAAACCUUUUGCAUGAAAGUGGAUGGGUUGUAGUACAUGGUCUGGGCUCGGCAGUACCACGUGCUAUCAAUCUAGCCCUCUGUCUCCAAGUUGCAGCAAAAGCACCUGCAAUUAUUGAUACACGUACUUCAACUGUUUACCUAUCAGAUGAUAUUGAACCCACAUUUGAUGGAGGUGACCAGGAAUAUCAUGCAAAGGGAAAUGCUGCUGUCCAUAUUAAAGUUACCCUAAAGGAAAAUAUAACCAAGGAAUCCCCUACUACAGAAAAGAGCAAAGCCAGUACAUAA
Penaeus indicus is the source of this 530-nucleotide messenger RNA. RefSeq names its product ribonuclease P protein subunit p20-like (gene Rpp20). Gene Ontology annotation, cellular component: ribonuclease MRP complex; nucleus; nucleolar ribonuclease P complex. Gene Ontology annotation, biological process: tRNA 5'-leader removal. The transcript is spliced from 4 exons. The record is from RefSeq and is a predicted model, not a curated record. Lineage: Eukaryota; Metazoa; Arthropoda; Malacostraca; Decapoda; Penaeidae. Gene Ontology annotation, molecular function: nucleic acid binding. The coding region runs from base 75 to 530 and encodes 151 amino acids.